AUGCGCUCAGCACGACGGACAACGACGCAAAGCAGUACGAAUGCGACCAGGGACUCGCAACUCCUGUCUCUUCUCGCGGCGAGACGAAGACAGCUGCUUACAGGGAGACUUACGACUCAUAUCAACAACCUCGCCGCGAUAGCCCAAAAACCCUAUAAAAGCAACACCACUUUCGCACAAUUGGAAAUUCGUGAUGCAAACAAUUCCGUCGUUAAAAGAGUUACAUUUGAUAAUUCAAGUAAUGAAGCCAUUGCGCCCACCUUGAAACUUGUCACCCAUGACGGUUUUAAAGAAACGCGACAAGACAUUAAACCUCAUGAAAUUAGACAUUUGUUUAUACCGAGGCUCUACCAGGACAGUAAGAGCAGAGGUGGUUUCCUUAAUAACCGAAGAAAUACCAAGAAUGCAGCAGAAGUAAAGACUGAAAGUACUUUAGUCUAUAUCCCACCAGAAAAGGGGGAAAACUUAGAUAAAGGCGUUGAAUUAGAUCCAGAAGAAGAAUUCCAAGUUGAUGAAUCUAAUCAUGGACUGUAUUUGUUAAACUACUCAGAUACCGACAAUGUAACGCAAAGCCCAUCUAUUAAUUUAAAUGAGACUAAAAAUAGUGCCGACAUUAAAAAUUCUACAAUGCUGGUUGUAGAAACAACGUCAAUAAAAAAUGAAGAAAAUGAUAAUACAACAACUCAAAUUAAUGACUCAGAAAAAGAAAAGGCCGAGUCAAAUGUCAUAGCUAAUAGCACCGACGUAAUAAAUACGAAACUUAUUAAAAUAGAUCCAGAUAAGAGUAAUCAAACGCUCUUUAUGUCCGAAGAGAUUUAUAAUCAUUUUAGACCACUUGAAACAGAGUUACCAGAUGAGGAAAUGGCACCAUUUAUUUAUUUCGGUCAAAAAAUAGGAGGCCAAAGUAUAAAUGAUAAUCUCACUAACUCACCAACGUUAUCGGCUUCUACCAAAUCAGUUAAUUUUAUAGUAGCACCAUCGGAAAAGAGAAAAUUUAAUUCUAGAUAUUCUGCUACUGAAAAGUAUAAAAACACAAGUGCUGGAGAAGAAGAAAUUAAUGAAGAUAUGGAUGUAUCCGUUGUCAAAAAUGUAAUAGAAAAGAACAAAAUACGCAAUACAGUUAAAGGCCCUGCUCCAGCACGGCACGUGGGUUUGGUUAACGCAUACCGAAAGUAUCCAAGUUCCACAUCUAAGCCUCAGGACAUAGAUCAGCCUAACAAUACAACCGACCCUGUAUUGGAAGAUCUAACAUUAAAUAAUACAAAUAAUGUGAAUCAAUUGAAUGAUACGCUAAUAUUAACUGAAAAUGUUAAUGAAACUCUGUCUAGUGAAAGUAACCGAACAACAACACCUCUUCCAAUUCGAAACUUUACUCGAAAUUAUUUUAACUUACGACGACGACCCUCCAAAAUCACUACGCUUUUAAGUACUGAAAGCAGCUUAAUUCCUGAAGUUAAUACAACCACAGAGAAGGCUUCCACCUCCGUCUAUACCGCUGUCGUUACAUCUGUUUCAAUUACAUCAUCUGUAAAAGGACAUAAUAAAACAGAUCCCCUAGUUACUGAGCCUGAAAAUAGUACUGCUAUUGAAAAUCUUGAUGAUAAUUCUAAUAUAACAGAUCAAAUUAUGAUAUUUUUUAAUGACACCGAGACGACACCAAUACCGACGACAACUACUACUACAACGACGACUACGACAAGUACUGCACUCCCUACAACAACAGUGACAUCGACAACGACUAAACCGCACAGAUAUAGAAUAAGAAUCAGAACUACAACGCCUGAGAAUCGCAUUCGUAACACGACUAUCACUUAUUCAUUCAAACCACUUGAGCCCGCAGCGACCAGUGAAAAGUAUAGCGGAGAUCUUAAAACGGAAUCCAGUACUUCGAAGAUAUCAGAGAGACUAGCAAAUCUCUUCCGACAAAACGAUUAUGAUAACGUCACGAAUGGUAUCACAGUACGGCCGAAAAAUAUUCUAAGGAGACGUAGACCAACGACAACUUCGACCACGUCAACGACUUCUAGCACUACCGUUAGACCCACUAUAGUCUUCUUUGAGGAAACAACGCUGCCUCUUAGUGCUUCUACAUUCUCUCCAAUAACUACCCCAACAAUUAAUCCGGAAACGACUUCUUUAAAAACAUUAGUAGUAACUUCUAAAUCAUCUACCGGUUCCAAAACUCUUCCUCUCUCCAACAAUACUGUAAUAGAUCACAAAACAGUGCUUAAUCUCACUCGAGUGAAAAACGAUACAAAUGACAUCCAAAAUGAAGUUGUUAUAGAAGCUGAAAAGACAUACACGGCGUCUUACGUGUUGGCCGGUCUGGGUUUUCUUCCAGUGAUAGCUGUAGUGGGUUUUGUUUUGCGAAACAUUCUUAACAAGAAAACGAAGGAGAUCGAUACAGACUACGAGGGUUACUUCGACGAUGGAGGUGAUGUUAAAAAAGAGUCUCAAAUCACGCCCGUGGCCCGACCACCUCUACCUACGCCUACGAAACCUGACCAAAAGUGGGAGUUCCCUAGAAAUAAACUGAGGCUGCAGACUUUAUUGGGUCAAGGGAAUUUCGGGCAGGUGUGGAAAGCUGAAGCGGAUGACCUAAAUGGUCAUGACGGAUUGACUAGACUAGUAGCCGUGAAAACCAUUAAAGAAUCUGCUUCGCAAAAGGAGAAACAAGAGCUUCUACAUGAGAUAUACAUCAUGCAAAAGAUAGGGACACAUCCUAAUGUUGUAACUCUUCUCGCUUGUUGUACAGAACAAGAACCCUAUCUCUUGAUUAUGGAGUAUGUAAUGUGUGGUAAGCUCCUUACUUACCUGCGGGAGCGUCGAUCAAGACCAGAUAGAUUCAGUGGCAGUGGUGCGAUUACUUCGAGAGAUCUCACUGUCUUCGCCUAUUGUGUUGCGAGAGGAAUGGACUACAUCGCGUCUAAAGGAAUCGUACAUCGAGAUCUAGCAGCGAGAAACGUUCUAGUGGAUCACAAUAAGCUUUGCAAAAUUGCUGACUUCGGAAUGUCGCGUUGCGCCGGCGCAUCUGCUCGGACAUCGCGCGGAGCUCUGCCUGUGAGAUGGAUGGCCCCAGAAGCAUUACUGUAUAACGUGUAUAGCCACCACACAGAUGUAUGGGCUUUCGGGAUUACUCUGUGGGAGAUAGUGACGCUAGGUUCAACGCCAUACGCUGCCAUGUCUGGGCGUGAAGUACUUACAGCUGUAACCGAAGGCUACCGGCUGGAGCGACCACCACACUGCAAACCUCAACUGUACCGCGCAAUGCAUUCCUGCUGGCACGCGGAUCCGAACCAACGACCCUCGUUCGCAGAACUCAAGUCGCAGCUAGCAGAUCUCUUAGACAAUGAGCCGUCGGAGGGAAACUAUGUAGACUUGGAUUCGUUCUAUCAGGAAUCUUCAGUUUAUAGUGAUCCAUCAGCUAUUAUCAACGAUGAUGAUGGAUUGUCAGCUGAAUAUGAUAGAGAGAGGCGGGUGUUUAGAGAAUUAAAAAACGGCCCAGCUAAAUUCGAUAACCGAGCGUUCAGCCUACGAGACGAAGAGAUGAGGAACAAGUUCGGUAUCGGUACACCCCGGAUGGGGGGGUUCGGCAUCCGUGACCUCCCCUUCGACCGCAACUUUUCCGACGGCGAUUUCAACGAUAGAAAUUUCCCCGACAACAAUUUCCCCGAACGAAAUUUCCCAGACAAUAACUUUAACGAUCCUAACUUCGAACGCAAAGAGGGUAAACUAUCUACGUCCAGUUUCCACAGGGAUAGGGAGAGGGAGAACCCGCUCGUCAGUAGGAAUAGUUUCAACGGUUUUCCCCGGAUCAAUCAGCACUUCCAAAUGACCCCGGAUGGGAGGAAUAAAAGAGUCUCCGAGUUUGAGUGUGAUAUCUGA
Molecule: messenger RNA, 3885 nt
Organism: Leptosia nina
Lineage: Eukaryota; Metazoa; Arthropoda; Insecta; Lepidoptera; Pieridae
Source: the annotation of a GenBank genome assembly